AGUAUUGUCAAUCAUCUUUGACUUCACUGUGAAAACGGGGCAGUACUUGAAGGCUUGACAAAUGCAUCCCAGGUUGAAAAACUGCUGCAUUCCUCCUCCUCUUCCUCCUUUAGAAAAUUGACUUCUUUAAAGAGGUAAAAGAGAAGCAAAAGAAGUAAGAAAAUGCUGGGAUCAGAACGAGGUGUCGUGGAAGAAUGGCUGUCAGAAUUCAAGGCAUUACCUGAAACACAAAUUUCUAGCUAUGCAGCUACAUUGCACCGAAAAAAACCACUGGUACCGGCUCUUUAUAAGGUCAUUCAAGACCCAAAUAAUGAGCUCCUGGAGCCUGUUUGCCACCAGCUCUUUGAACUUUAUCGUAGUUCUGAAGUUCGGCUCAAGAGAUUCACACUGCAAUUUUUGCCAGAGUUGAUCUGGGUAUAUCUGCGUCUCACUGCCAGCAGGGACAGACAGAGUAAUGGUUGCAUUGAAGCAUUGCUGCUUGGCAUUUACAACUUGGAAAUUGCUGACAAAGAUGGAAACAACAAAGUUUUAUCUUUCACCAUCCCUUCAUUAUCUAAACCCUCAAUAUAUCAUGAGCCCUCUACUAUUGGAUCCAUGGCUUUAACUGAAGGAGCUCUAUGUCAGCAUGAUCUCAUCAGGGUAGUUUACAGUGAUCUUCAUCCUCAAAGAGAAACCUUCACAGCACAGAACCGGUUUGAGGUGCUGAGCUUUCUUAUGCUGUGCUACAAUUCUGCUAUUGUCUAUAUGCCUGCCUCUUCUUACCAGUCACUUUGUAGGAUGGGUUCCAGGUUAUGUGUGAGUGGAUUUCCACGACAGCAUGAGAAACGCUGGAAAGAACACUGUGGUAGAGUGGUGUUAGAUCCUGACUUCAUGGUGCAGCUGCUCACAGGUGUCUAUUAUGCCAUAUAUAAUGGUCAGUGGGAUCUUGGCCAGGAGGUAUUGGAGGACAUAAUUUACAGAGCGCAGCUUGAACUCUACUCACAGCCUCUGCUGGUUGCAAAUGCCAUGAAGAACUCGCUACCCUUUGAUGCUCCUGAUGCAUCACAAGAAGGCCAGAAGGUACUGAAAGUAGAAGUUACUCCGACAGUGCCGAGGAUUUCUCGGACUGCUAUUACAACAGCGUCUAUCCGUCGUCAUCGCUGGAGGAGAGAAGAUGGCUUUGACUUCUCAAACGAGGCUGACUCAAGCAUACCUGGCUCACCGAUCCAACACGGCUCCACAGACCUAGGGAUCAAACGUGAGCAAGAGGGGGAGGUGCUGAUGCGCAGGACCCCUGAGCAUGGCUUCCCGGAGCCCACCUUGGCAGCAGCCACAACAGAGGAUGCUGAAGGUGUAAAUGGAAGAGAGGAAUCUGUGAACCUUAAUGAUGCUGAUGAAGGAUUUUCAUCAGGAGCUUCCCUCAGCAGCCAGCCAGUUGGGACCAAACCUCUAUCAUCUGUAUCCCAGAAGGGCAGCUUAAGGAAAACAGCAAGUGGGCGUCCUGCUAAGGAUAAAGAAACUUCUUCUGCAGCAAAAUCCAAUGAGAGCCCUCGAGAUUCAGUAGCUCGAAAGCAGUACGUGCACCAGUCCACUGACCUUGGUGCAGAUAUGAUUGAGAUGACACCUACUAAGAAACACCUCAGCCUGCCUGCUGGGCAGGUGGUGCCAAAAGCCAACAGUUUGAGCCUGAUCAGGACCGCCAGUGCUUCCUCCAGUAAAUCAUUUGACUAUGUGAAUGGCAGUCAAGCAGGCUCCAGUGUUGGAGCUGGUACAGAGGGUGUUACCAAUCUAGCAGCUGGCAACACCAAUCGGUUUUCAACUAUCAGCCUACAGGAGGACCGACUAGGCCAAGCUGGGGAAGGUAAAGAUCUCCUUCCCCCAGGAGCUCCCCUAACCAAGCAGUCUCGAUCUCCAAGUUUCAAUAUGCAGCUGAUAUCCCAGGUGUAACUUUGACUCCCUUCCUUAGGACUCCCUCUUUCCCCUUAACCCCCAGGCAAGUUCAUCCUUAGGCACCAUCAUCGCGCAGUGUGAAAAUACUGACUGUUGUGAUCUUGUUUGAUUUGGUUUAGCUAUCAUACUGUAUUACUGAAACAGCAAUAAUUCUUCCCUCACCUUCAUCCUCCCCCCCCCACCUUGUAAACAUGGUUGUGAAGCAGUAUAUAAUGUACUGUAUGCCUUUUUCCUUCCUUUCUCCUUGGGUGAUGUGCAAUCCAUCGUAGGCUGAUCAGUCCCAUUUCAACACUGUGAGACUGGAGACACCGGCGGAAAUGGUGAAUGUGAUCCCUAUGAGAUGAUGCUUUGGCUUCGUUAAGAAAUAGAAACGGGUUUGUUUUCUCGGUCUACAGUACUGCAAAGACUACUGGAUCAUGACUUUUCUUUCUCAGAACCAGGAGUGCCUCAGAGAUUCUAGUGUGACUUCGGACCUCUCUGAGUCUGUGCAAUCAAUUCUGGGGAGGGGUUUGUCAUUGCUGCUCCUGGCUGCCUACAGCACUUUUUUCAUUAAAAUGAGGGUAGUUGUUUUUCUUGCCUGCCCCCAGUCUCUCAUCCCAGAAGCUUUUGAUGUUCAGCAACUGAGACAUGCAUAUUAGCAAGUUGUUUUCCCUCAGAGAGAGGAUUUAAGUAGAUAAUGUAGGUUACAAUGCACUUCUAAUGGCGUUGUAGCCAUAUGUAAUGUUACAUGUCUUCCCCUCCAGGACACAGGGUCAUUCUGCAUAUAGACUAAAAUUUAGACAACACCAUGCUGUUAAAGCAGUUUGGCUUGUAAGUGGGAGGGAAACACUACUUUCCCAGGAACUAAUGGCUAGCUCUGCUCCAUUUUUGUUGUUGUUGUUGUUGUUGUUGUUCUUGUGAGGUGCUGAUCACUGAAUUGAAAGAUGUAUUCGGGUAAAGAGUAUUUCUCAGGCUGCUUUCUAUGGUAUCGUGGCUGUUGGACACCCCCGCCCCUCUCAGCUGCUUUCUCAGUGUCCCUGAAUUCAAUCAUGGAGUCAUUUGAAGAAUUGUGCAGUCCAGACAGACUAUACUCUUAAGGGGCUGUCUCAGGGAUAGAGACAAUAGUUUGCUAGAAACACUGAAGCUUCAAUGUGAAAUGCUUUUCUAGAAACACUGUUUGCGCAAAGGGGUACUGACAGAAGGAUCACACUUCAUUGCCUUGGUAUAUAUAAUCCAUUGAGUUUUUUUAACUCUUAUUUUAGUGGAUUGGCCCUACUCUAGAAAAUUCAGAACUCAUGCCAUCGAGCCAAGCCUUGAAUGUAUAUGACUGGUGUAUGGGCACUGGCUGGUACUUACGCUAGAGAACACUGCUUAGAAGCACAUUUCUGGUUACACAGGAGAAUGUAAUUUUCUCUCCAUCUCUCUCUAUCUCUUUUUGGAUUGCUAGAGAGAAAAGGGGAAGGUUCAUCCUCUAUGCUUAAGUCAUGUAUGAUAUCCUGGAAGUUUACAAAUUGUAAACCCACAGGAAGGAGUUUCGAUCUUUAUGUGGGCACUUUGCUUUCACUGUCACUGUGAAGGAUAAACAUAAGCAUUUAUAAAUAGCAGGCUAUCUUUGGAUGAUAGUCUUCAAUAAAUUCAGGACAAUGACAUGGUGUUGCAUUGCUGGUAGUUGGUUUUGGUUUGUGGGUUUUUGUUUGGUUUUUUUUUUUGCU
This is a messenger RNA of Gymnogyps californianus (California condor), 3620 nucleotides long. RefSeq names its product hyccin PI4KA lipid kinase complex subunit 2 (gene HYCC2). Gene Ontology annotation, biological process: protein localization to plasma membrane; phosphatidylinositol phosphate biosynthetic process. Bases 163 to 1926 code for a protein of 587 amino acids. Gene Ontology annotation, cellular component: plasma membrane. The transcript has 13 exons. NCBI's taxonomy places the organism in Eukaryota, Metazoa, Chordata, Aves, Accipitriformes, Cathartidae. The record is from RefSeq and is a predicted model, not a curated record.